Molecule: messenger RNA, 1976 nt
Organism: Mercenaria mercenaria
Lineage: Eukaryota; Metazoa; Mollusca; Bivalvia; Venerida; Veneridae
Product: baculoviral IAP repeat-containing protein 3-like
Exons: 5
Coding region: 500-1360 (286 amino acids)
Biological process (GO): regulation of cell cycle; positive regulation of protein ubiquitination; negative regulation of apoptotic process
Cellular component (GO): nucleus; cytoplasm
Molecular function (GO): cysteine-type endopeptidase inhibitor activity involved in apoptotic process; ubiquitin protein ligase activity
Source: RefSeq, a predicted model, not a curated record
UUUUUUUCAAUUUUGCUGGAAAAGUAUAGGUCCGGACCUGGAGUGCCUACAGGGCGCUACGCCGACAUGUAGUAGUGAAAGUGGUAGUUGUGUAGGUGGUGCUAGUAGUAGUAAUUGUGGUAAUAAUUGUAGUUGUAGUGAAAGUGGUAGAAAUUUAAGAAGAAGUGGUGGUAGUAGUAUUUGUAUUGGUAGUGAAAGUGGUAGUGGUGAUAGCGGUAGUUGUUGUGGUAGUAGUAAUAGCGGUAGCGGAAGUAGAAGCAGUGGUCGUAGAAUGGGAGUAAUAGAAGAGUAGAAGUAGCAGCAGUAUAGGCAGCUGCUGGUUUAGUUGUAUUAGUUGUAAAUGUAAAGAAUUUAUUUCGAUAGGAAAGAUAGAUGAAGCCUGUUUGAUGUGGAAGAGAUGUUUGCUGUUGUAUUUGUAGAAGUAGUAGUGGGUUUUCCUUUAUAUAAUGUCAUUUUCUCUUUUCACUAGGUGUCAAAUGCGCUUGAAACAUUAUGAGACAUGACAGGAGAUGUUAAAAUUGACUCACAUCACUCAAAACGACCACCUCCUAUUGCACUUGGUAUCAACGUUGAAAAGCCAAACUUUCCCCAAUACGCCGUCUAUUCUAAACGUCUGGAAUCAUUCGAAGCUUGGCCAGAAUACAUCCCAGUUGACAAGAUUGACCUAGUUGAUGCAGGUCUCGUAUAUACAGGUGUUGGUGACAGUGUGAGAUGUUACUUCUGUGGUGGUGGAUUGAGAAACUGGGAAUAUGGCGUUGUUCCUAUGGAAGAACAUGCAAAAUGGUACCCAAAAUGUCCACACAUUCUACUGGUCAAAGGACAAGCUUAUACAGAAAGACUGAGCCGAGGUGAAAAGCCUGAAAUAGACGGGAGUUCUGGAAAUGUAUACUUGGACACAUCUGCAAAAACAAAUUUAAUAGACAGUAUAGCAGCUCAAAGUUGUAUUGAGAUAGGCUACACAGAUCAUAUGGUCCAAAAAGCAAUCGACAUAUACACCAACAAAUAUGGGAAAAACGACUUCAAAGGCAAAGAUUUAUGUGAAAUACUUUUCGAAUUAGAAGAAAACCCAGAAGCUAUCGAUACUUACAAAGAAGAUCAAAGCCAAAUUGCACAGGUUGAUAGUGAUACAUUGAACGAAGAUAUAGAACCACUUGAGACAUUGGUUGAAGAAAAUCAAAGACUGAAGGAGAACCAGAUGUGUAAAAUAUGUCUUGACAGCAGAGCAGAUAUAAUAUUUCUGCCAUGUGGUCACAUGGUCAGCUGUCCACAAUGCGCUCCUGCUCUAACAAAGUGCCCAGUAUGCAGAAAAACAGUGAAUGGACAUAUCAAAGCUUUCUUUGCUACAACAAGUAUCAGCUGAUGUAGCAGCGUCAAAAUAUCACCUUGUUGGUAUUUACUCCUUUUUUUUUGUUUUUCAACACUUUGAUCUCAUUACUGUUUUAAUCCGGAAGUCUCAUUGUAUUUGAGAUAAAACGAGAGUUGGCACGAUUAUUCAAGAGGAAAGGUGGGUUUUGAAACCAAUGCGAUAUUUUACUAUAUUCCACUGUUCUGUAAACAAACAGUUUAAAGAUAAACAGUUACAUACAUUUUUAAAGCAUCAGCACAGCACCAGAAGUGAGUGUGACAGUUAUCCAGAGUGGUGUGGCAUUGUGCCUGUUUCUUUAUGGUUUGCAGAUUCCAAAAGCCUGAACCAGAUAUGAUCAGAGUACAGUUUGAGAACACGAUUUGGAAAUGUUUUGUUAGAACAGAUACAGAAUAAUAAAGAACAAAACAGACCAAAUUUCUCCUUCUUAUGAUUGGUAAUAUUCCAAAUAAGACCGAGUACAACUCUGAGAAGAAAAUACACUUUAAAAUAUAUUUUUAUAACAAACUACAAAGUCUUUUAUUAAAUCGAAAUGUUUUAAAUUGCCGUGCAAUACUGAUUUUUGUAAAGAUCUUAAUCAUAUGAAUAAAGCAAAUAUAGAAAUACCUUUUAA